Molecule: messenger RNA, 1738 nt
Organism: Nicotiana attenuata
Lineage: Eukaryota; Viridiplantae; Streptophyta; Magnoliopsida; Solanales; Solanaceae
Product: formamidopyrimidine-DNA glycosylase
Exons: 10
Coding region: 128-1468 (446 amino acids)
Biological process (GO): base-excision repair
Cellular component (GO): nucleus
Molecular function (GO): damaged DNA binding; DNA-(apurinic or apyrimidinic site) endonuclease activity; zinc ion binding
Source: RefSeq, a predicted model, not a curated record
GAUACUCUUGGUCGUCAUAUGAAAACCACAAAUCUUCAACAUUCUCCACUUCACAACAAAACCCUUGGAGACAAAAAAGCGCGCGAAACUCCAUUAGUUUCGAGAGAAACUCAGCUAAGCUCGAAAAAUGCCGGAGCUUCCGGAGGUAGAGGCAGCUCGAAGAGCCAUAGAGGACCACUGCAUAGGCAAGAAAAUCGUGAAAGCCAUCAUCGCCGAUGAUCCCAAGGUCAUCGACGGCGUGUCUCCCGAUGAUUUCAGAGCCUCUCUUGAGGGCAAAACCAUCGUAGCUGCUUAUCGCAAGGGAAAAAACAUGUGGAUUGAGCUCGAUUCCUCUCCUUUUCCUACUUUUCAGUUCGGAAUGGCGGGUGCUAUAUACAUCAAAGGAGUUGCAGUUACAAAAUAUAAACGGUCUGCUGUAAAAGACGAUGACGAGUGGCCUUCCAAGUAUUCAAAGGUUUUCCUUGAGUUGGACGAUGGUUUGGAGCUCUCAUUUACUGAUAAGAGGCGGUUUGCCAGGGUGCGCUUGCUGAAGAAUCCGGUUUCUGUUCCUCCAAUAUCUGAACUUGGUCCUGAUGCACUGUUGGAGCCAAUGACUGUAGAUGAGUUCUAUAAAGCUUUCAGCAAGAAGAAGAUUGGUGUUAAGGCUUUAUUACUUGACCAGAGUUUUAUUUCAGGAAUUGGCAACUGGAUUGCAGAUGAAGUGCUAUAUCAGGCAAGAAUCCAUCCUAUGCAGACUGCUUCUAUCAUAUCCAAAGAGGACUGUGCAACAUUGCUGAAGUGCAUCAACGAGGUCGUCGAAAAAGCUGCUGAAGUUGGCGCAGAUAAUAGUCAGUAUCCUUCUAGUUGGAUUUUCCAUUCCCGGGAAAAGAAACCUGGCAAGGCCUUUGUUGAUGGGAAGAAAAUCGAGUUUAUCACGGCUGGUGGCAGGACUUCAGCCUUUGUGCCGGACCUACAAAAGAUAGUGGGAGCUGAAUCUGCAAAAGCAGCAGGUAAACGGCAGCAGGGCAAAGUUAAGAGAGUCAAGCAUAAUGAUAGUGAUGGUGAAGAUGAGGAGCCAGAAAUUGAAGAGGCAGAAGCUGGGAAAUCAAAAGGGAAGCAGCGUGGGACAGAUAAUAAGAGAGCUUCUACUAACAAGAAGUUGAAGGGAAGCAAUGGUGACAAUGAUGAAAAUGAUAAUGAUAAUGAUGAAGGUCUAAAGAAUCCUUCUGAAAAAGCAAAACACAGUGGGAGCUCCAAGGGAAAAGGUGGCAAUCAAGAGAAGAAAGCCAGAGCAAAUAUGGCUGCAAAAAGAAAACUAGAGGAAAGUGGUGAUGAUGAAGAUGAUGACGGUAGUGAGGGUGAUGAUGAUAAUGAAGGGGGCAAGGAUCGCAAGCUUUCUAGUAAAACAAAAUCAAAGGGGAAGAAGACGACCAAGCGAACGGCUGAACCAAGGCAGACUAGGAAUAAGCUGUCCAAUAAGCAGAAGUAACUGAGCAUAAAAGUAUCAAGUGUAGGUGAAAAAGAAAGUCUGAAGUAUCAAAUGUGCAAUUUUGUCAACAUUAAGGAAGUGGAAACAGUUAGUGCUUUUCGUUAUCACAAGGUGGUAAUUGCCCGUAAAUAGCUACUAAAGCUGUAUGAUGACAUGAUUUGUAAUAUUUCACCAGCGGUUUAGACCUAGGCUAGGUUUGCUUUGGAUGUCUGUUGCAACUUGUGCCAUGGAUAAAAAUUGGUAGUACUACUAUGUUUUAGGAGGAAAGAA